AGUGCUCCAUGCCCUCCUGUAUUGUUGCCUUCCAUGUGACCUGCGCCUUCGAUCACGGUCUGGAGAUGAAAACCAUUUUGGCCGAAAAUGAUGAGGUCCGCUUCAAGUCCUUCUGCCUGGAGCACAGCAGCACCCAUGGGACCAUGGCGGGACAGACGAGUGCCCAGGGGUCCCACCCUACCCAGUCCAACCAGCCCGUGUCUCCCUCUGGACUGUCAAACCCACCUGUGUCUGCUGUGGGACCAUCCAGCACCCAUCAGUCUGUCCCGGGAGACACCAGCACCCAUGGGUCCAGCUCGGGAGAAGCCUUCAGCCACGGGAGCUCUUUGGGACAGUCCACCACCCACACGCCUCCUGCCGUCAACGGGACGCACUCUGAUACAUAUUCUUGUGCAUCAAACGGGCUGCAGCCUCCCAGCGCUCCGGCCCUCCUGUCCAGCGGGGGCAGCAGUGAGCCGGAGCAGCGCGUGCUGGAGCGGGUGGACAGGGAGCAGAUGGAGAGGGAGAAGGUGAGCCAGAGGAAGCAGAAGUUACAGCAGCUGGAGGAUGAGUUCUACCGCCUGGUGUGCCCCGAGGACGUGUGCCAGAGCCUGGGCCUGCCCCUCACUCAGGUGGAUUUUAUCUACGAGUUCUGGAAGCUGAAGAGAAAGACCAACUUUAACCGUCCUCUGGUGUCUCUGAACCGAGACGAGGUGGACAACCUGGCCCAGCAGGAGCAGGACGUGUUGUACAGAAGACUCAAGCUGUUCACCCACCUGAGGCAGGACCUGGAGCGGGUGCGUAACCUGUGUUACAUGGUGACCCGGAGAGAGAGGAUGAAGCACUCUCUGUGUGACCUUCAGGAGAAGAUCUUUGACCUUCAGAUUCAGCUGCUGGAGGAGGAGCUCACCUCAGAGAAAGAACACAAAGGGGAGAAGAAAAGGCAGAACGGAGUGAAGGAGAAGAGGAAGGAGAGAGGAAAGAGCGGAGGAAGAGCAGUCCAGACAAGAAGAAAGAGAGAUGGAAGUCUGAGAACGGAUCACUGCUCAAAGACAUAGGUCUGUCGGCCUCCUUCCCCCUGCAGAGCUCUCUGUUUGACAGCUGGCUGGCUCAGUCAGUUCACAUCACUGCUGACCACAUGCUCGGACACUGGGACAAGAGCGCCACCCUGCUGUCAGACCAGCUGCUGUCUGGUGA
Molecule: messenger RNA, 1176 nt
Organism: Boleophthalmus pectinirostris (great blue-spotted mudskipper)
Lineage: Eukaryota; Metazoa; Chordata; Actinopteri; Gobiiformes; Gobiidae
Product: E3 ubiquitin-protein ligase Jade-2-like
Exons: 7
Coding region: 9-1037 (342 amino acids)
Biological process (GO): regulation of transcription by RNA polymerase II
Cellular component (GO): histone acetyltransferase complex
Source: RefSeq, a predicted model, not a curated record